AGCGUGGUGGCCCAGAUCACGACAACGCAGAUUCCCUCCGACCCGAACGGCAAUCACGACUCGGGCUACGCGGCUUCCGGCAUCGGGGACGUGCUGGCAGCGAAUGCAACGCCACCCGGGAGUCCAAAUGUGGCCGCAACGGUCAUUGUAAAUAAAAACGCUACGCUUAGGAGUAGGAACGGUUCGCCCAGGAAGGAAGCGAGUGUGACGCUCAAACCUCUGUCAUUAGUGCGGUGCGGGGUGCAGCAGGCCUUGACGCUGAACCGAAACGACUCGACGCUAUCAACGAAUUCCAAUACGAGGGACAGUACGCUGAAGGAUAAGAAAAACACACAGCAGGCUACGAGCAGAUUCACGAUCUACAAGGUGAACAAGGCAUCCAAGAAGAAACGGGAAAAGUCCUCGGCGAAAAAGGAACGCAAGGCAACCAAAACGUUAGCGAUAGUGUUAGGCGUAUUUUUAAUCUGCUGGGUGCCGUUCUUCACGUGCAACAUCAUGGACGCGAUGUGCACCAAGCUGGACAUGACCUGCCAACCGGGCGUGACGGCCUUCAUCCUGACCACCUGGCUCGGCUACAUGAACAGCUUCGUCAAUCCGGUCAUCUACACCAUCUUCAAUCCGGAGUUCCGAAAGGCGUUCAAAAAAAUCAUGAACAUCGAGUGAGUGCGGCGUAUCGUGCCGGGCGGCGGCAGUGGAGGUAAGACGACACCCGCAGGUGGUGCCGCCCGUCGAGCCAUAGCGAUACCGGCGGCGGCGGAAGUGGAAUGUGCCUCACGAGAAUUGUCGUCCUCCGGUGGGAUGGAAACGGUGGGCGGUACCAGUGACGGUGGUACCGGGGUUGGAACUGUCACGGUCGCGUGGCAUCAGAGCGAAAUUCAAUGACCGAUAGUGAAUGCAGCCUGUUGGCUGGGAGUGGGUGAUAGCUAGAUAUUUUUUUUCUGCUUUGCAUUCGUUCAGUUCCUAUCCGUUGAUGCGACGGGAUCACACAGGUAUUUAGGGGAUUUGGGAAACUGUCGGAAAUGAACUAGAAUGGGUUGCAAGAUGGAACGCUAGCCUUUGAUCUUUAGUUUGCCGCUCUGUGCAAAAAGGAUUUUACGGUGAGGAUAAAAAGCGCUAAUACAUUGCUCUGAUUGCUCGGAUAAGUUGAGUUUUCGUUUUAAUGAAUUUUCAUAAUAGGGGUAAACUGUACCAUUGAAAUAGUUAGUUUGGAAAGUGACUGCUCCCAUAAUUUACAACGAUUGAAAAUAAUGAAAAUACCACAAUUUCGUAUGUGUCGUCCAGACAUUCAGAUUAAUUAAUGUCCAGAUUCCAAAGAUUUAAAAGCAGCAAAAUAAGUCAUAGUUAGCCGUUUUGACUUCGUUUUAUCAAUAUCUGGGACCCGACUUGGUCACUCUAGCCAAUAUUCGUCGCGGUAUUUGUAAUUACCGCAACCGCGCAGGAAUUGUGCUUUGUGGUAAGAUGAUUUUCACCGCGGGAAAUAAGAGUUUACCACGCGGUAUUACCACCGGAACCGCGCUUUUCAAUUUUUGUGUAAUUUAAAUGCAAAGAGUUUUUAUUGAUUGACAUAGAACACACAAAAAAAAUCGAUGGCAGCAAUUGACAAAUAUUAGUAUCGCGAAUGUCUACCCAUAGUUAUUCGAGAUGGGUUCUAUUAGUUUUAUGUUUGGACGACAGCCGGUUGGCCACUCCGAUAAGCACACCGCCACCGGGUUUUUUCCCUGUACUGUCUGGAUCGCGAUCGUUACGGUAAGCCUUGUACUUUGAGCCGAAUAACUGAAGUAAAUUGAUCAUUCAGCCACGUUUCGGUUAGAACAAUAACAUCAUAUUCGGCGUCUGAAACAGCGAUGAACAACCCGUCAAUUUUGGUGCAUAGUCCUCUCACGUUCUGGUAGUAGACACUAAGAUGUUCCAGCAAGUAAUAUCCUGAUGGUUGAGCGGUAGAAAGAUGAGCGGCGAUGGUGGUGGCGUCCGCUUGUAAUCGGGAGGACAUAUACCCUCCUUGGCUUUACCUGACCGGGAGAGGUCGCUGCUUUAACAUGCAAGUUCGGUAGAAAACAGCUUGACGUCGUUGAUGGAAUUGGGCUGAUUGCACCUGUCGGCAUUCUGCAAUUGACACUCAGCUCAAAUGUUUACGGUUUAUCGGUGAGAACGGGAAACAUGAUGUAGCCAAAUCAAAUCUCAACAAUGCAGCGGCUAAUCGACAUUACCAUCUUUCCAUAUGAUUCGUUCAUUGCGGGGACGGUAGGCUUCAACUUCGGUACCCAAACUCUCGAUCACCUUGGUGUCAAGAGACAGCAAGACGCAACGUCUGGUUCUGCGAUUGAUCGCUAUUGUGAUUCCUCCGCCGAAUCGAUCAAUGCGAUCAAAUCGAUGAAUAACAAACUUAGAGUUACUCUUAAAUCUAAUGCUUGAUUUUAACAAAGUUUCGGUCACAAAUUUUUGUUUCCCUUCAAAAAACUUAAAUAGUUUGUUUUUAUGAUGAGUGUGUCCACAAAAAACGCAGAUGACUACAAAUGUAAGCGCAUUGUUCAUUCAUCGUCGCGUUGGUUUAAUGUCAGGUAGCACAUGACAGUAUUAUUUACACAAACAGGUGGUCUGAAACAUCCGAUCCCGCAAUUCCUGGGCCCGGGUGAAAAGUUUCCGCAAAUGUUCGGAUAAUUUCAAAUGCUCAUCAUCGAGUUGGAGUAAAUUGACAUGACAUUACUGUAAUAUUUAGGUGCAAAUCUUUGAUAUGGGUUGCGCUUUUCGAAUAUAUUUCUUCACAAUAUUCUAUGGAGUCGGUCUCACGAAGUCCCAUAAUAUCUAGAGAAUACUACAGUACUCUCAUGCAUUCCAUACGAAUAACUGUGAAGUUUGAUAUGGCGCUCGGGGUUGUGUCCUUUACAAUACCUCCUGGAACCAUAUCUAAAAGCAAAACAAAGCUUUGAUACUAUCAUUCCGUUUUGGAACUUGACCUUCUUUUUCGACAGGCUUUGCAGCCGAUUCUUAGUGUACAAGACACGGGGCUAGUGCGAAGAUGCAACUGAUCACUACAAAUCUGUCCUGGAUGAGUCCCUCAAAUACGACGAAUAAUUUACCCUUUAAACCGCCAAAGCAGGAAUCAUUUCUCUAGUUUUCCCAAAACUAGUUAGUAUAUCUCCAAAUUCAUUUAGGAGGUUGACAUUUAUAGCUUUUAUUUAUACUCAGGUUAUGCUAAGACACACUUCGAGCUAGAAGUUGUAUAACUAUUGAAUAUGGCUGACAUGGUCCUCUGACAGACCACACGGCAUUUUUUGGAAAGCCAGAACCAGUUAUCUGACCUGACCAACAAGUAUAAUUGAAGAAUCUUGAAUAAUUUCCCGAUCAUUUGCAAGUAGUUUACUUGAAAUCGGUGGAAAAUUGAGAGAACUAGGCCCAAAUAAACGCAUAAACUUGAAAGUACUUCGAAGACGACAUUUUUUCCCAGCAGCUGCCCAACACCGCCUUUUGGCGGAAUAAGUUUUUUAGUUCAUAAGUUUAGUUUCAAGUUAAUACAGUACCAAAUUUCAAUUCCACGGCAAAGUACUACUGUAAAGUAACUUACUAAUAAUUUUUAUUUUUUUGAAAACUCCAAAAUGUGAGAUAAUUUUUUAAUUGAAUUAUACCACUACAUGCAAAAUAGUUUUUUCUCAUUUCCCUCAAAUUUCCAACUUUCAACUAAAAUAUCAUGUUAUAUCAUGAUUUCAGCCAGCAGGUAACAUAUUUGUGUGAAAGGUGGGAAUGUAUUGAACAGGUUUUAGUGGGGUUAACAACACAAAAUUUUAUAUUGUAGAUUUCACAGCGAUUCGGCUGAACUCCACCAAAAUACGGAUCCAAUGUAAUACAUUUAAAUGAUUAUUUAAAGAUAUUAUUAAACUUAAAAUUUAUUAUAAUUUUGUUGGCACAUCCCACCCAGUUUGGAAAGCUUCAAACAUGGAGGUAGAAUUUAGCAUUUCAGUCAUCAAUUGAAGCGUUGAUUGUUGCAAGAAAUUCAUUUUUUCUUCCGUAAAUGCCAGCUAGCCAGCGGUUGUAGCAAAAAAGCGUUGUGUGGGAACGAAAUUGGCAGCGUCGUAGUAAUCGUUCUUUUAGUCUUGUUACCUGUCACUAGAGCACAAGACGACGCACCAUUGUAGGAUGCUGUGACGGAGAUAGAAGAUGCUUGUAUAGGCAGAGAAGUUGUAAUUCUAUUGAGAGGCGUGCUAAUUUACGUUUAGACUGGUUUUCUUGAAGUGAGCCUGAAUUUUUCGUUAGUUGUUCUUGUUUUCUUUGAACGAGAGCUUAUAUUUGUUUUCUCGAAUCGGACAUACCCAGAAAUUCGGUUUUUAGUUUUCGCUACAAUUGGAACAUUCGAAACCUUUUGUGGUGUCUUUCACCGGACAAGUGUCCUUUGUGUGCAAAUUAUCACUAUAGAUCGUACAUUUGAAAUUCAAAUGUCAUUUUUUGUGCCGUGCUCAAAGCCCUGGCAUCUGCGAUACGGUCAAAUUUUGAAUUCUGCUCCCAUGUCGCAAAUUUUUUAUGCUAAAUGGCUUAGGAUGUAAUGAAACGCCGAGAUCUUCUGCCACACUGAAUUUUGUUGGAAAAUUUUGGAUUUGAGUUGAUACUGGGGUUGCAAAAACUGCUUUUAAUUAAUUUUCUAUGCCAAAUGUCUGAGAACUGCGUGAAACAACGGAUCUUGUAUCUUCUCAUAAAAAAAUGUUUUGACAAAAGUUUCCUCUCUGGCACUUCUCAUUUUCAAACUGAGAUUUUUAAAUAAAAAUCAGAAAACAUGUUUUUUUUUUUAAAUAACACCAGAGUUCGUCACUUCAUUGAUUUCUAAAGCAUUUGGCAUUCAAAAAAAUAAAAUAAAAAAGAAAACCGCAUUUACAAACUCAAGCCCCAUCUCCUUGCACUACAAAGACAGUAUCGACCACUUCAUGACAUUGUUUUUCUAUUGCGCUCAAAUUUUAUAUGGGGACUUUUUCGAGGUAUCAAUACUUUUGAGGUGUGUCCGAUUUGAAAUUUCAGGAAGACCAUAAAUAUUGGCACUCAACCGUAUAUUAAGUGUACUCCUAAUUGACCCAAAUGAUCCCAAAAUGGAUGUCGAACCAGAUUCUUCGCCAAAGAUCCGCGCUUCCAGUUAAAAUCAAACAUAUUGAAUUGGGUUCGACCGUAUCCGAUCUUCUUUCGGAUAAAAGAUAGUCCGCGAAGUAUUCUAAUAUUCCACAAGACGCAGAAAUAUUCAGCUGUGCCAGACAUCUCGAAAGUUCGCCUAGAUAAGCUCAGGCUUAUAAUAUUUUUUCUAAGCAAACAAAUGACGGUACUGGCGACAAGACUUUCAUGAAGAACUAACGCGUUUACAUGCCGCCUUACAAAGUUGAGAUCGAUGGUGUAGUUAUCGAUUCGAGCUUGGCAUGCGUGGAUCUACUGAAGGACGGAAUUGUCUGUUUCAAUAACCUCUUGCUCCAGUGAGCGAAGAUUUUGAGUGACAAUCGCACCGGACCCAAACUUUGACCUUGCGGUAGCCCUUUCAAGGCAACAUUGAAUGGUCUAUCUGUCUUGAAA
Messenger RNA from Topomyia yanbarensis, 5538 nucleotides. Its product is annotated as dopamine D2-like receptor. NCBI's taxonomy places the organism in Eukaryota, Metazoa, Arthropoda, Insecta, Diptera, Culicidae. The record is from RefSeq and is a predicted model, not a curated record. Gene Ontology annotation, cellular component: membrane. Gene Ontology annotation, biological process: adenylate cyclase-activating adrenergic receptor signaling pathway. The transcript is spliced from 4 exons. Gene Ontology annotation, molecular function: dopamine neurotransmitter receptor activity, coupled via Gi/Go; melanocortin receptor activity. The annotation marks the transcript as partial.